AUGACACAACCAGUACUGUCAACGGAUACAAUGUUCAAGUUGACAAGGAUUCAAGAGGAUUCUUUCAAGUUCGUGAGCCUCUUAUUCACACCUCCAUUACUGUCUGACUCUUCAGAUCGUUCCAUCUGUUCCACACCCGUCAGACCCCUUCCGGAGUCGCUUACGGAGGUCUGAUCUUCGCGCAAGCAGUGGCGGCGGCCGAGAAUACUGUAGAGACACAAUUCAAGCCACAUUCCAUGCACUCGUACUUUUUGUCGGCGGGUGAGUCGAUUUUGAAGUAUCCGGGCCGUUCGGUAUUUCCAGUGCUCGCCGCCGAACCGAUCACUUACAAUGUGAACAAGUUGAAAGAGGGAAGGUCGUUCGUACAAAGAUCGGUGGAAGGCGUUCAAAAUGGAAAACUCUGUUUCAUGCUCCAAGUUUCUUUUCACAAGGUUCGCAUCGGUUGAUAGGUCAUCUACAUGCAUUUGUUGAACAUUUCAGCCGGAAACGGAGAGUCUGAUCCAUCAGGAUCUCAUGCCGCAAGUGCCCCGUCCGGAAGGAUUGAAAGACAUGAAAGAGGCGGUGAUUGAGAUGAAACGGCUUGUGAACGAACGGCUCAUCACUUUGAGCCCGGCAAUGUUCCAUCGAUUGAUGGUGCUCGACAACAAGGCUUACAUCAAUCAGGAGGAUGUGUUCGAGGUCACAAAUGAGAAGAAUUUUGAAAAGCGAAUGAUUUUAUAGAUGAGGUGUGCGAAUCUCGGGAACUAUUACGGAUUUGCGAGCGAUCUGAGACCGGAAAUGUGUUUUUGGAUGAAAACGAAACAGAGACUGGGAGACGAUGAGCGAUUGCACAGGUAAUCAAUAUUCCAGACUUGCCAAAUUACGGGCCGGCCCGGCGGGCAUUUGCUGGCCCGGCCCUUUUUGAACCGGGCCGACCGGGCCGGGCCGGGCCGGAGUUUUGAAAAUUUUGGCCCGGCCCGUGGCAACUCUGCAAUAUUCUUAAUGGGGCUAUUCAGGCUAUGAAAAAAAUGAUUUUUUUUUCCGUAUUUUGCGGUGUAAAAAAACGAAAAAAACGGAAAACAAACGUACGCCGAAUAGCCUCAUAAAGAGAGAAUAGAAAUGAAUGUGUUUAAACCAAAAAUGAAAACUUUAUGGGUGUUAUGAAACAGAGAACAUGUAUGGUUUUACAAAAAUCGGAAUCAGAGAUGUGUCUAAAGUGAAUUUUGCUGUUCCGAAAACAUUUUUUUUUUGCGGAAAACUGGAAAAAUGUACAAAAUUAUGUUUACUUGUUGUUAAUUCGCAAAUACAAUCGACUUACUAGGAAAAGUCGAUUUUUUUGGAUUUUCUGGAACGUUCCAAAGUUUCAGCAUUAAAAAAGUGGAAGUGCUUUUUUUUGACCUCCCACGUGACCGUAUUUGGAUUUUCUUUCGCUUAUCCGAAACUUGCUGAAAGAGUCCGUUUGAUAUAUUUUAUUAGCCAAAAAAAAAAACAAAUAAAAAAGGAAUAGUUCUUCAUUUGUGAUACGCUUCAACGAAAUGUUUGAAUUGAAGCAGAGUUUGUUGGAGCAGAAUGAGCACAAAAUGAACGAAAUUCCUUGUUCCCUUGUUUUAGGAAAAAAAGUUUUCGGGAAAAGGAAAACGGAAUUAAUUCUCUACAACUGCGGUCGAAAUCUGUAAGAUCAAAGUUUGAUUUCAAUGCCUUCUCGAGCAGUUGAAUUGCAUACCGUAUUCCAGAUGGCUGAUCGCCUGCAUGAGUGACUCCAUCCUCAUUGUCAGUGCCAUGACUCCUCAUUUCUCGUGAGUCCCUCUCUUUCUUUUUCCUCCCUACCCAUCCGUUUGCAGCCAAGGCUUCGAAGACACGCUCCACGUCUCUCUGGACCACUCGCUCUACUUCCAUCGGACGGAUUUCCGAGCGGAUGAGUGGUUGCUUUGCGAGUCGCGGUCGACCAUCUCGGCCGGUGCGCGGUGCUUCAUUCAGGGAAGAAUAUGGACGAGGGACGGGGUGUUGGUGGCCAGUUGUGGCCAGGAAGCGAUCGUCAGAGGCAAGGACGGACAGAGCUCCAAGAUUUAG
Messenger RNA from Caenorhabditis sp. 36 PRJEB53466, 2049 nucleotides. The record is from the annotation of a GenBank genome assembly. NCBI's taxonomy places the organism in Eukaryota, Metazoa, Nematoda, Chromadorea, Rhabditida, Rhabditidae.